Messenger RNA from Chenopodium quinoa (quinoa), 974 nucleotides. RefSeq names its product remorin-like. Bases 149 to 739 code for a protein of 196 amino acids. The record is from RefSeq and is a predicted model, not a curated record. The transcript has 5 exons. NCBI's taxonomy places the organism in Eukaryota, Viridiplantae, Streptophyta, Magnoliopsida, Caryophyllales, Amaranthaceae.
UAUAAUUUCAACCUGCCCUCCACCUCUCUUUAUCAUCUCCUCUGUUUCUCUUUCUCUCCUACCACUCUCAUUUCAUUUCUUUCUGGUUUUUUCUUCAAUUUUCAACCAAAAAAACUCAUAAUUUUUGUAACCAAAAAUAACAGAAAAAAUGGGUGAAGAAGAACAAAAGAAAGUAGAAGAAGUGAAAACACAAACUGUUGAAGAAACAUCAAAAGAUGUUAGUGAAGAAAAGAGUGUGAUUCCUGUUGUUUCUGAUCACAAAGAUUCUGACUCCAAGCCUCCUCCUGCUGAUGAAAAGGCUAUUGUACCAGUAGUAACACCUCCACCAGCUCCUGCACCUGAGAAAAAACCUUCAGGAGGUUCAAUUGACAGAGAUGUUGUGAUGGCAAAGGUUGAAGAAGACAAAAAAUUGGCCCUUGUCAAAGCAUGGGAAGAAAGUGAAAAAUCCAAGGCAGAAAACAAGGCAUGCAAAAAGCUGUCAGACGUAGAAGCCUGGGAAAAGAGCAAGAAAGCUACAUUAGAAGCUGAACUCAGACAUAUGGAGGAAAAAUUGGAGAAAAAGAAGGCAGAGUAUGCAGAAAAAAUGAAGAAUAAGGUGGCAGAAGUGCACAAAUUAGCAGAAGAAAAGAGAGCAAUGAUUGAAGCCCAUAAAGGAGAAGAGCUACUUAAAGCAGAAGAAUGUGCUGCUAAAUUCCGCGUUACUGGCCAUGUACCAAAGAAAUUUCUUGGCUGCUUUUAGUUGCUGGUUUAUUAAUUAAUUCUAGUACAAAAAAAAAAAAUUAAAAGUAAUUGUGCAAUUUAUUUAUUUUUAUAAGUUUUUUUUUUUUGUUUCAAUUGUUUGGGUGUCUGAAUUUGGUUUGUCAAUGUGUACAGUGAAGAUUUUGUCUGGUGUGGUUAAUUACUUAUCAGUAAAUUAUGCUCAGUGUGACUGUUUGCACAUUAUUAUGGGUAAUGUUGAUCAUCUUAGUUUAUUA